This is a messenger RNA of Sander lucioperca (pikeperch), 1048 nucleotides long. It is a transcript of the gene mrpl43, whose product is annotated as mitochondrial ribosomal protein L43. Bases 151 to 606 code for a protein of 151 amino acids. Gene Ontology annotation, cellular component: mitochondrial large ribosomal subunit. The record is from RefSeq and is a predicted model, not a curated record. The transcript is spliced from 3 exons. Gene Ontology annotation, biological process: mitochondrial translation. Lineage: Eukaryota; Metazoa; Chordata; Actinopteri; Perciformes; Percidae. Gene Ontology annotation, molecular function: structural constituent of ribosome.
CGUUCCGGAACAUAUCAUCGACGGAACGCAGUAUAUACAUGCCCGUCAAGUCGUCCUCUAUGAAUGUUGUUGCUAGCUAACGUUGAUUUGUGCCCAGGGGUUUCUAACGAUAUUGUAUGUAUUAAUUAACCGUUCAUUGACUGUAAAACGAUGACAUCCAGAGGGACACCGAGUCGCUUCCUUCAGAGCGUUCUUCAGAACGGUAUCGGUCGGUAUGUCUGCCAGCUGAAACGAGUCUCCAUCAUCUUCUCUAAAAAUGCACAGAGCUCGUUGGGAGUCAGGGAGUUCAUUGAAGAGGGAGUGGUGGAUUAUGCCAAGAAGAACCCUGCAACUGUCGUGUACGUGUCUCCUCAGUCAUGCAGGAUACCCAAAAUAGUUGCAGAAUACUUAAACGGCAACGUGAGGGAAGAAAUCGUCACGAGCAAAACGUCUCCGCAGAUAUCAGAGCUUUUGACCAAGCUGACUAAUCAGUCGGGCCUGGACAUCAUACGCAUCCGCAAGCCCUUCCACACAGACAACCCCAGUAUCCAGGGCCAGUGGCACCCAUUCACCAACCGGCCCCCGUCCAUCGGUCCCAUCAGACCGCAGAAACAGGACGCUGAAUAAGGACUAUCCAAAGUUUAAAGUCAAAUUUGGUGCUUAAUUCCAGAUUAUUCUUGCAAGAUAUGUCCUUUUUCUGAAGCUGUUCAAGUGUCUGUGAUCUAAAUUAAAUCACAGGUCAAGUAUGGUUGCAGCAAUUUUCCAGUGUAUUUGUUGGAUGUUUCUGCAGAAGACCCCACUAUCUAUCGACUGAAUAUUUUUCAACCUGCUCUUCUCUCUUUUGGUGGUAGCAAAGCCACUUUAGCUGUGCAAAGAAGUGCACACAGUACCAGCUCUGAAUGUCACAUUUGAAUAGACUUUACAUGAAUCCACCAGAGGCUUGUCAGCUGGUUUAUUAAAAAGCAGAUAACAGUUUUUAAUGUUGAGGUUAUGUAGUAAUGUGCAGCACUUCGGAGCAGAUGGAACUUUGUAUGAAAUAAAAGAAAAAAUUAUUGUGCAAAUGCUGGCA